Molecule: messenger RNA, 1780 nt
Organism: Setaria italica (foxtail millet)
Lineage: Eukaryota; Viridiplantae; Streptophyta; Magnoliopsida; Poales; Poaceae
Product: allene oxide synthase 3-like
Exons: 1
Coding region: 44-1570 (508 amino acids)
Biological process (GO): sterol metabolic process
Molecular function (GO): monooxygenase activity; heme binding; iron ion binding
Source: RefSeq, a predicted model, not a curated record
GCAGGAGCAAAACUACACGCUGCACUCCUCCCACCUUCCAGCAAUGGCAUCUAAUAAGCGAGCCAACUCCAGCGACGUCGCCGCCGGCGAGCAGCAGAAGCUGUCGCCUUCCGGCCUCCCGAUCCGCAAGAUCCCGGGAGGCUACGGCGUCCCGUUCUUCUCGCCGCUUCGCGACCGCCUGGACUACUUCUACUUCCAGGGCGCCGACGAGUUCUUCCGCUCCCGCAUCGCCCGCAACGGCGGCGCCACCGUACUGCGCGUCAACAUGCCGCCGGGUCCGUUAAUCUCCGGCGACUCCCGUGUCGUUGCUCUCCUCGACGCGCGCAGCUUCCGCGUCCUGCUCGACGACUCCCGUGUCGACAAGGCCGGCACGCUCGACGGCACCUACAUGCCCUCGCUCGCGCUCUUCGGCGGCCACCUCCCGCUCGCGUUCCUCGACGCCGCCGACCCGCGCCACGCGGCGCUCAAGCGCGUCAUGAUCCGCCUCGCCGCUGCGCGAAUGCACCACGUCGCGCCGGCGUUCGGCGCCGCCUUCACCGCCAUGUUCGACCGCGUCGAAGCCGGCCUCAAGGCGUCCGGCUCCGACGAGUUCAACAAGCACAACGACCGCCAGAUGCUCGACUUCACCUGCGCCACCCUGUUCGGCGGCGCGCCACCGUCCAAAGUCAUCGGCGACGGCGCCGCGGCGAAGGCUUACAAGUGGCUGGUGUUCCAGCUCCACCCGCUCGCGAGCAAGGCCAUCAAGCCGUGGCCGCUCGAGGACUUGCUCCUCCAUACCUUCCGCUUCCCUCCGUUCCUCGUGCGCCGCGACUACGCCGAGCUCACGGCGUACUUCGCCGACGUCGCCGCCGGCGUCCUCGAGGAUGCCGAGAAGGCCGAUCCUGGCGCCAUCCCGCGCGAUGAGCUCCUCCACAACCUCGUCUUCCUCGGUAUCUUCAACGCGUACGGCGGGUACAAGUUCUUCCUGCCACACCUCGUCAAAUGGCUCGUCCGUGGCGGCCCGGAGCUGCACGCCAGGCUCGCCGGCGAGGUCCGAGCCGUCGUCCCCGCGGACACCGCCAAGGCCAUCACCCUCGCCGCCGUGGAGAAGAUGCCUCUGGUGAAGUCGGUGGUCUGGGAGGCGCUGCGCAUGAACCCGCCGGUGGGGUUCCAGUACGGCCGCGCGCGGCGCGACAUGGUCGUGGAGAGCCACAACGCCGCGUACGAGGUCAAGAAAGGGGAGAUGCUGUUCGGGUACCAGCCGCUGGCGACGCGCGAUGAGCACGUGUUCAAGCGCGGCGGCGAGUUCGUCGCCGACCGCUUCGCCUCCUGCUCCGACGGCGAGCGGCAGCGGCUGCUGGAGCACGUGGUGUGGUCGAACGGCCCGGAGACCGGCGUGGCCGCGGAGGGCAACAAGCAGUGCCCCGGGAAGGACAUGGCGGUGGCAGUGGGGCGGCUGAUGGUGGCGGAGCUGUUCCGGCGGUAUGACACGUUCGCCGCCCGCGUGGAGGAGCAGCCGGUGGAGCCGGUGGUCACGUUCACGUCGGUGACGAGGGCCACCGCCGCGGGCCAUGGCGACGGCAAGGCGUGAUGCGCGUGCCUCGUGGGAAGCGAGGUGGUAUUCAAGUUUAAUUUGUGUGCAUGAUUGUUUGAGGACACUGUACCCGUGUGUAGUAGUACCAUGAUUGUGUGUCGAGUUAUUUAAUUUGCAUGGCUUGCAUUGCAUGGUGUCUGUCGCAUGUGGCUUAUUUCGGGUCUUUUUUCAUCAAAUAUGAAUAAUGGAUUGAUUUGCAUGGUGUAA